GCACAAUCCGUACCACCUGUCACUGCCUUUUACCUUCAAUGGAAUCCGAUUUCCCUAAAUCUUCGCUCUUCUCCUCUGAUCAGCGUCUCUGCUCCGCUCAAGUUCUCGAUCCUUCCCAGGUUCGGGCAAGAAUCGAGGUGGCCGUGCUCAAGUUUCUGAAUGCGCUGUCUUCUCCUACGCCGGCAAUCUCCUUUCUUCCACUGAUUUGCAGGAAAUCAAGUAACAGUGGUCUUCGCUGCGGGUUGCUGAGCGAUGUUUCAUCCAUCUUCCUUUCUCCUUCUUUCUGCAGGAGGACAUUCUUGCGAGCCGGCGAUACUAAGGCCUUCAUUAGAGUGUGGAAGGUCAUGGAGAUGUGUUUUCAGAUCCUGAGUCAGGGAAAGUUGGUCACCCAGAGGGAGCUUUUUUAUAAGCUGCUCUGUGAUUCUCCGAAUUAUUUUUCUUCCCAGCGAGAAGUUAACAGAGCCGUUCAAGAUGUUGUUGCUUUGCUUCGUUGCACGCGGAACAGUCUUGGAAUCAUGGCUUCCAGUAGAGGGACAAUCACUGGGCGUUUGCAAAUAAAGGUGAUUUUAUCUGAAUAUUGA
Phalaenopsis equestris is the source of this 581-nucleotide messenger RNA. RefSeq names its product meiotic recombination protein SPO11-2-like. The record is from RefSeq and is a predicted model, not a curated record. Gene Ontology annotation, biological process: meiotic DNA double-strand break formation; meiotic DNA double-strand break processing; reciprocal meiotic recombination. The transcript is spliced from 5 exons. Gene Ontology annotation, molecular function: DNA binding; ATP binding; DNA topoisomerase type II (double strand cut, ATP-hydrolyzing) activity. The coding region runs from base 39 to 581 and encodes 180 amino acids. Lineage: Eukaryota; Viridiplantae; Streptophyta; Magnoliopsida; Asparagales; Orchidaceae. Gene Ontology annotation, cellular component: nuclear chromosome.